CCAAUCAAGAUGAAUUCAACAGUAGUUUUCCAGGUUGAAAAUCAUUCAAUCAACUAUAAUUUUUCAAAGAAUAAUUCCCAGUUUUUGGCUUUUGAAAUUGAUGAUUGUCAUCUGCCUUUGGCCAUGAUAUUUAUAUUAGCUCUAGCUUAUGGAGCUGUGAUUAUUCUUGGGGUCACUGGAAACUUGGCCUUGAUUGUAAUCAUCUUGAGACAAAAAGAGAUGAGAAAUGUUACCAACAUCCUGAUUGUGAACCUUUCCUUCUCAGACUUGCUUGUUGCCAUCAUGUGUCUCCCCUUCACUUUUGUCUACACAAUAAUGGACCAUUGGGUUUUUGGUGAGGCAAUGUGCAAGUUGAAUCCUUUUGUGCAAUGUGUUUCAAUCACUGUGUCCAUUUUCUCUCUGGUUCUCAUUGCUGUGGAACGACAUCAGCUGAUAAUCAACCCACAAGGGUGGAGACCAAAUAACAGGCAUGCUUACAUAGCUAUUGCUGUCAUUUGGCUUCUUGCUAUGGCUUCUUCUUUACCCUUCCUGAUCUAUCAAGUCUUGACAGAUGAACCACUCCAGAAUUUUACACUUGAUGGCUACAAGGACAAAUACGUAUGCUAUGAUAAAUUUCCCUCGGAAUUUCAUAGGUUGUCUUAUACGACUCUCCUCUUGGUGCUGCAGUAUUUUGGCCCACUCUGUUUUAUAUUUAUUUGCUACUUCAAGAUAUAUAUACGCUUAAAAAGGAGAAACAACAUGAUGGACAAGAUGAGAGAAAACAAGUGCAGGUCCAGUGAAACCAAAAGAAUCAACAUCAUGCUGUUGUCCAUUGUAGUAGCAUUCGCAGUCUGCUGGCUGCCUCUGACCAUCUUUAACAUUGUGUUUGAUUGGCACCAUCAGGUUAUUGCUGUAUGCAACCAUAAUCUCUUCUUCCUGCUCUGCCACCUCACUGCAAUGAUAUCCACCUGUGUCAACCCCAUAUUUUAUGGAUUCCUGAACAAAAAUUUUCAGAGGGACUUGCAGUUCUUCUUUAACUUUUGUGAUUUCCGGUCUCGGGAUGAUGACUAUGAGACAAUAGCCAUGUCUACCAUGCACACAGAUGUUUCCAAGACUUCUUUGAAGCAAGCAAGCCCAGUCACACUUAAAAAAAUCAACAACAAUGAUAAUGAUCUGAAACUGCUGUAG
This is a messenger RNA of Eptesicus fuscus (big brown bat), 1167 nucleotides long. RefSeq names its product neuropeptide Y receptor Y1 (gene NPY1R). Gene Ontology annotation, cellular component: plasma membrane; neuron projection. The record is from RefSeq and is a predicted model, not a curated record. NCBI's taxonomy places the organism in Eukaryota, Metazoa, Chordata, Mammalia, Chiroptera, Vespertilionidae. The coding region runs from base 10 to 1167 and encodes 385 amino acids. Gene Ontology annotation, molecular function: neuropeptide Y receptor activity; neuropeptide binding. The transcript is spliced from 2 exons. Gene Ontology annotation, biological process: G protein-coupled receptor signaling pathway.